AUGGAAUUUUUUGGCAGCAACUAUUUUCGAUUCAGAUUAGCUUUGAGUUUAAUCAGUGGAAAAGCGAUAACAAUUAAAAAUAUUAGAAAGAAAAAUUCACAAAAAAAAAUAAAUAAAGAUGAUGAAAUUGAUGAUAAUGAAAUAAAAGAAGGCCUACAAGAAUAUGAAGCAAAAAUUUUAAAGCUUAUAGAUAAGCUAUGUGAUGAUACUACUAUAAAAAUUAAUGAAUAUGGAGAUGAAUUAUAUUUUAAACCAGGCUUUUUAAUAGGUAAUGUAAAUGAUGAAGUUAGAAUAAGUGAUUUAAAUAAUACCUUUCAUUGUGGUAAUGAAAGAAGUAUAAGCUAUUUUUUAGAAUUUUUAAUUAUGAUUGUUCCAUUUUUUAAAAACCCAGUAAAAUUAUUAUUAAAAGGUAUAACAGAUGAUCAAAUAGAUAGAACUGUUUAUACAUGCAAAAUAGUUUGUGAAAAUUUUUUUAAAACCUUUUUAAAUGUAAAUAAUGACUUUUUAAAUAUUACGAUUUUAAAAAGAGGUACAAAAUUAGACGCUACAGGUGAAGUUUCAUUUUUUAUGAAUAAUUUAAAAAUGAUUAAUUCUUUUGAUAUGCAUGAUGCUGGAUUAGUUAAAAGAAUCACGGGAACUAUUGUUUGCAACCAAAUAUCUAUGAUUUUUAGAAAUAAAAUUGUAAAUUGCGCAAAAAAAAAUUUACAUAAUUUUACACCAUAUGUUAGUAUUGAAGUAGAAAAGGAAAAAAAAAAUAGCUACCCUAAUAAAAACAACUCGCAAAAUAAUUUUAUGUCCUUAUCUUUGUUUGCACAAACAAAAAAUAAAUGUAUUUACGGCACAGAUCUUUAUGUUGACAAAUUUAUGCUCCAACACGUUAAGGAUAUGUUAGCUAGUCGAACUGAUGAUAGUUUACCUAUGCAACUCGGAGGGCAUAAAUGGGAUGAAGGGGAGAUGGGCGAAAAUGAAGAAGAGGACGAAGAAGAGGAAGAAGAAGAAGAUGAUGAGGAAGAUGAAGUAGAAGAAGAUGAUGAAGAAGAAAAAAUAGAUGAUAGUAAUGGUGAUGAAGAAGAAGACGAUGAAGAAGACGAUGAAGAAGACGAAGAUGAGGAGGAGGACGAAGAAGAAGAUGAUGAUAAGGAGAACGAAGUAGAAAAAGAAGAGGCCGAAAAGAUAGAUGGUAAUGAUGAUGAAGAAGACGAUGAAGAUGAAGCAGAAGACGAGAUGGCAGAAAAAACAGAUGAUAAUGAUGACGAGGAGGAAGAUGAUGAAAAUGAAGGAGACGAAAACGAAAUAAGCUUAGGAAAUAAAACUAAGCACCAAUUAAACAAUAGGGAUAAUUAUCCUUUGAACGAUGAAAACAAUGAAAUGAAUAAUAUUAGUAAUAUUGAUGCCUCAAAAGAGGAGCCUAAAACAUUACAUGAUGCUGAUAUAUAUGAAAGACUAGGAUUUUUUAUUUCCCUAAAAUUAAUGAACGAAAUAAAAGGGUUAUCAUCCAUAGAUUCAAGCUAUCAGUGGCUACCUUUGCUUUAUAUGGCAUUGGCAAAUGAUACAGCCGUUUCAAAAAUUUCAUUAAACGCUUUAAAACCUUACUCUAUUGUUCUUAUUCGCCUUUUAAGAGACUUUUUCAGCGUAGUGUUUGAUAUAAAAAAAGUGGAAAAAUCUCAAAUUGAAUAUUCAUAUCUUAUAAAAUGUGUUGGUAUAGGUUAUCGCAACUUUUCAAAAAAAACUUUUUAG
Messenger RNA from Plasmodium vinckei vinckei, 1737 nucleotides. RefSeq names its product RNA 3'-terminal phosphate cyclase-like protein, putative. NCBI's taxonomy places the organism in Eukaryota, Apicomplexa, Aconoidasida, Haemosporida, Plasmodiidae. The record is from RefSeq and is a predicted model, not a curated record. Gene Ontology annotation, molecular function: RNA endonuclease activity. Bases 1 to 1737 code for a protein of 578 amino acids. Gene Ontology annotation, cellular component: nucleolus. The transcript has a single exon. Gene Ontology annotation, biological process: endonucleolytic cleavage of tricistronic rRNA transcript (SSU-rRNA, 5.8S rRNA, LSU-rRNA).